AUGGAGGCAAUAGUACUAAAGGUGAUGAAGAAGUACUUGAAGUUGUUCAUCAAGAACUUCACACCGGAUAACUUCUCAUUGUCAUUGUUGAAGGGAGAGGGUCAGUUGGUCGACCUCCAACUCAAUGAGAAUGUCAUCCAGGAGCUACUACUCUUGCCACCACAACUACGCGUUACACUAGCUCGCUGUGACACACUCACUGCCCGCGUGCCAUGGACCUCCUACAAGAAGGAGCCCAUCACAAUGGCCAUGAACACCAUCACCGUCCAACUCAAAGAGCCCGAAACAAUCGAGCCAAUGCAGCCACAGUUAAAGAAGUUCAAGAAGAAGAAUAAGAAUAAGAGGAAUGAGGUCACUGAGAAUAUGAUGGUGGAAGUGAAGAGGAUGAACUUGUCUGUGUCGACAAUGCGCGGAGAGACAUUGAUUGUGGACGUGGAGGAUGUGUUGGUUCAGUCGACCAACUCAAACUUCCAACCGGGCGACCUCUCCUCGAUCAAGUCGGUCGAUAAGGAGCAGGGCACCGAGUCACUCUUCAAACUGAUCACUGCCAAGUCAAUCUCAAUCAAGAUUCAAGACAUGGGCGGCAUGACCUACAGUGUCAUCGACAACAUCCCUCUCAAGGUGUUGUUCUCAUCCAAGAGGAGAAGCAAGGAUUGGAUACAGUUGAGUGCAAAGGUGGAGGUACUGCUUGGAUUCUUGCAGUUGAACUGGAGUUUGUCACAGUGGCACUUGAUAUCGGAGUUGGUAGCAACAUUCCAGACGAUACUGGCGCGUCAUGCACCCCCACCUAUCGCAUUGGAAGACCCCAAGGCUGUUGCCAAGAGGGAGAAGUCUGCCUCCAAGAAGCACAAGAAGACAUCUUCGGCAUCCUCAUCAUCUACGCCCGCCUCGACAAGUGGCACAUCAUCGCCUGGCACGCAAAGCGGAUCAUCAUCGCCAGCCCUCAAGCGUUCCAGCAACGUUGACCCGCCCGAGGUCAGUACGCCACAGACCCCGCACGGAGAUGGCGACCUUCCCGUGCCCAAGCACUCAGACUUCACAUAUGACUUCCACAUUGACAAGUGGAGACUGGACCUUGUGGACAAUCAGACACAGGAUACAGGCUAUGACAGUGGAUUCCAGUUUGAGGGCGAUGGACUACAUUUUGGAUUCACCGCAUCAAACGUGAACUACAGACCAACAGAUGAGAAUGGCGCAGUGAUCUACUCGUUGCCAAUCCGCGAGAGUAUAGUGUCGGUGGUGAUGAACAGCCUUCAGGUCAAGGAGAUGGAAUCAUUCCAGCGACGUGUGGUGCGUCGUGAGCUCUGUGGACAGAACGAAGACAUCCCGCCACAGACCCAGACGCUUCGCAAGUACGACAAGACGAUCACUUCGAUCUCGUCGGACGGCAUCAGCGAGCGCAUUCAGAUCCAUCACUACCAGGGACCCUACCUGCUCAAGGGCAACUUCAUCUUUAGGAAGCCGAUCAGCACGGACGAUAACCCCGACCCACUGGCGCGUCUCGUCGCGCCGGAUGGCCGACCGCUCCAGCCGCUCAUCGGACUCGAGCUUAACCUGCACCUCAACCACUUCAAGCUGACGGCCGACCGCCCGGCCUGGAAGCAGUUGAUCGCGUUCCUCAUGCCACCCGAGAACGCCGAGACCGACUCUGAGAGCGACUCGAGCUCCUCGUCCUCGGUCAUCGAUCCCAAGUUGGACGCGUCCACUGGUCAGGAAGGCCAGAACGGUGUGUUGGAGAUCCCUCUCGACGCAGCCUCAAGCAACAACAACAAUGUUAGGAGCAGCAGUGGCAUCACAAAGCAGACAGAUCCAUUCGCCAUCAAGAGGACAAUGGUAGAGUCAGGCAAGAAGAAGUUGAACAAGUUUAGGAACAAGUUCAAGUUGGGCAGUAACUGGAAGAAUCAGAUCAAGAUCGUACUGAAGGCUUCCGACACGGUGGUGUUCAUACCCGAGACUGACGCAUCUGAGCAUCCAGACUUCACGGCCGUGGCCAUGAAGCUCAAGCUUGGCACAUUCAUGAUGCGCAAUCACUCCGACUGGAAGACCGUACCACACCUCUACGAUGGCCUUCAAAUGAUUGACACCAACGUCGUCCCUGAGCCCGUCACUCUUUCCGGUCUCGACCACAGAUUCUCAUUUAAGAUGGAGAACAUAUCAUGUAUUAUUAUUGAGAAUGGAGUGACUAGCUCCAUCCUUCAGCCAACAUCCAUAAGCCUCUACCUCAGAGUAUCAAGAUCAACCUAUCAGUUGAAUGAGAAGAGGAUACCAAAGAUCGAUCUAUCAUUCAUUUCAUCAGACUUUAACUAUAGGAUGACGAAGGACCAGUCACAGUACUUGGACUUUGUGGGCAAGAAGUUCUUGUCACCUGAGCGCAUGAAGGACCUUAUGCACUCGCGCGUCCAAAAGAUCAAGUCGGUGGCCAAGAAGAGAUUGGCCAUCAUGAAGAAUCAGAACAUGGACAAGACGCUGACCAUCAAGAACAAGGUGGAGAAGACUCUGCAGCAGUACCACUGGAACGUCUAUGUGUGCAUACAGAAGGGCGUCUUCCAUCUGCCCCUGCAGCACUUCCUCGAGCCCAAGUCCAAGAUGCAGGAGAUCUUCACCGACGUGGCCAACGCGCCAGUGUCUGACGGCAACCUGCUGACAGAGUUCAAGGUUGAGAUGAUGGGCGUGGCGCUCCAGAACAAUCAGCACGGACAGAGCAUCGUGUUCAAGAUUGGCACGUUCGAGGCGCUCGGCAUCGAGCAUCCCAAGCUGACCACAUCGACCACACUGCGUCCGCUGCCCGUCCCCGAGGACGAGUACAUCCCGUCGCGUCAAGCAGACAACACUAAUAUGUUGAUCACAUACCGUCGUCGUCAGAAGAAGGAUGCCAACAACACAGUGGCCGUCGACUCUGAGCUUGAUGACUGGCUGGCCGAAGUCAACGUUCGACUCCAAGGCAUGCAAGUUCUCGUUCUCAAGAAGAAGGGCAGUUCACAUGGAGCAUCCAAGGGUGCCAACUCUGGCCUCAAGUUGCCCGACAUCCAAAGCUUCAUCACCAAGAUGGUUCAGACCCUAGACGAGAAGAAGGAGGACUUUGACAACAUCAAGAAGGGCAUCAAGAAGGUUAAGCUAGACUUGGUUUGGGGCGUGGAGCUUGGCAACUGUGAGAUAUUGAUGGGCAACAAGUCAAAGGAUAACAACCCUUACAGACCAAAGGGUGUGAUUAGGAUAACGGACACCAAUAGGAAGACCAAUGCCAGAGCAUACAAGGAUAUUGAGCAAGAGUUACUCAAGAAGACCUUGGAGUCUGCCAAGUCCGAGGAAGACACCGACUACUACAACAACAAGAUUGCACAACUACAAGCCGAGAUUGAGAAUCUAAAGAAACAAGCGAAUGAGGAGUUGCUGUCGUUGAAGCAAGAGUAUAUGUCUUUAGAGGGCAAGUUCAUUCAGACCAAGAUGGGUCUGGCAGACAUGGAGAAUGAGAAUGACUCGCUGAAGUUUGAAUUGAAGAAGUACCAGAAGAAGUAA
Molecule: messenger RNA, 3516 nt
Organism: Acytostelium subglobosum LB1
Lineage: Eukaryota; Evosea; Eumycetozoa; Acytosteliales; Acytosteliaceae
Exons: 8
Coding region: 1-3516 (1171 amino acids)
Source: RefSeq, a predicted model, not a curated record